AUGAAACUACAGAACUACGGUACGAGCGGCAUCCAGGCGUUCCGCGAGCUCGCCGAGAAGAACAACGUGUGCGUGGCCCGCGAGGACUCGAUCCUCACGACGGCCGACGAGUCGGCAUUCGACGCGGUCGUACAGAAUCUCGAUCAGGAUCGCGCGGCCAACGUCGUCGUCUGCUUCUGCGAGGGCUUCACCAUCAGGCAUCUCAUGGAGGCCUCGAAGCGCAUGAAUCUCACUGGUCGCUUCGUCUUCGUUGGCAGCGACGGAUGGGCCGACCGCGACGACGUGGUGCACGACCUGGAGAACGAGGCCUGGGGCAGCCUGUCGGUGCGCAUCCACUCGCCCUACGUGUCCGAGUUCGACAGCCACUAUCUCGCGCUCCAUCCGGACAACAACGCGCGCAAUCCCUGGUUCAACGAGUUCUGGCAGCACAACUUCAACUGCAGCCUGCCCCAGGAGGUCGUGGCCGCCGCCGCCGCCGACGUCGUCAAGGAUCCCGCCACCGACGCGCCCCUCAAUUUUCCCAACUGCACCGGCGAGGAGAGGCUGACGCAGGAGCGCUACAGGCAAGACCCGAAGAUGAGCUUCGUGAUGAAGUCGUUCUGGGUGAUGGCCCACGGCCUGCACAACAUGCUCGAGGACGUAUGCGGCCACAACUACACCGGCGUCUGCAAGGAAAUGAUACCGUUCAACGGCACUCGGUUUAGGAAUCAUCUGAUGAACGUGAGCUUCAACUUCGGCGAGGACGUCGUGGAGUUCGACAGGCGCGGGGAUCCACCGGGCAGGUACGAGAUUCUGAACUACCAGCGCAUGCCGAACGGCAGCUACGCCUACGUGCAGAUCGGCGAGUGGAACAACGGCACCCUGACGCUCAGCGGCUGGCCCCAGUCGCGCACGCCCAAUCUCGUUGAGAGCGUCUGCUCCAAGCCGUGUCCGCCCGGACAUUACAAGAAUUUCAAAACCGGCGGCCAGGAGAAGCGCUGCUGCUGGGCCUGCGUGCCCUGCGAUCGCUACGAGAUCGCCAACGAGGAGCAGAGCGGCUGCAUACCCUGCCCCCAGGGACAACUGCCCAAUGACAAUAAAACAGAGUGCUACGAGAUGCCUUUGGAGUUUACGCAGUGGCGCGACGUGGAGGCCAUCAUAUCCAUGACGGCGGCGAGCCUCGGUCUGCUGGCCACCCUCGUCACCUGCUUCAUCUUCAUCCGGCACAACGACACGCCCGUCGUCAAGGCGAGCACGCGCGAGCUCAGCUAUCUCAUUCUCGCCGGCAUGAGCAUUUCCCACGUCUCGAUACUGGCGGUACUGGCCGAACCGACGUACAUCAGCUGCAUACUAAGCCGUCUGAUGCCGGGCAUCAGUUUCGCCAUGAUAUACGCCAGUCUGUUCACCAAGACCAACCGGAUCGCCCGGAUACUCGCCGGCUCGAAGAAGCGCUUCCCCAAGCGCAAGCCACUCUUCAUGUCGGCCACUGCCCAGAUACUGAUCACCUGCACGCUCAUCGCCAUCGAGAUCGCCGUCGCCACCGCCAUGCUCAUGCUCGAAUCCGCCGGACCCACCGUCGAGUAUCCCACUCGUCAGCGCGCCGUCCUCACCUGCACCACUACGGCCCGCGCUGUCCUCUAUCCGCUGGCCUUCGACGGCGUCCUCAUCAUUCUGUGCACCCUCUACGCCAUCAAGACGCGCAACGUCCCCGAGAACUUCAACGAGGCCAAGUUCAUCGGUUUCGCCAUGUACACGACCUGCGUGAUCUGGGUCGCCUUCGUGCCCAUCUACUUCGGCAGCGAGACCAAGGUGCUGACCAUGUGCAUGUGCGUCACCCUCAGCGCCAGCGUCACUCUGGUCUUUCUGUUCUGGCCGAAGCUGUACAUCAUCGUGCUGAGGCCCGAUCGCAACAAUCGGGCGUUCUUUACGACGAGCAAGUCCAUCAGGUGUCACAUUGGGGCCAGGGUGGCGGCUGCGAUAGCCGAGCCACAGCCCAAGUACGGCAUUUAUAAGAUUUCGGAGUCGGACGAGACCGAGUCGUCUUCCGCCUACAAUCGCAGCACCAGCAGCAGCGUCAAGCGUCGCACUCUAUCCAUCCAGACGGACCAGGAGCUGCUGCUUUCGCUCUGCCAAACGCUGAUCAAGGAAAAGAACAUUAUUCCCGCCACCACCUCUGAAAACGAGACGAAAAAGAAAAUAUCCACGACGACGACGACCGAGUGCGAGGUCGAAGUGACGAUACGCGACAAAGACAAGACAGCGACGUCGUCGUCGUCGUUGAACGGCAAUCGGCGCUCCAGCGGCGGCCGACGCAGAGAGAGCUACGCCGGCUCAACCAAUAAUACCAAUAAUAGCGGUGACAAUCGCGUCAACAGUGGUGGCGGUAGCAGCAGUCUGGCGCACAAAUGGGCCGAGCUGAGCGUUCGCAAGCUCGUCGAUGAUUUGCGACGGAGAUCCACAACUGCGUGUCCGCCGCUGCCGAGCAGCCAAGCGAACGGCCUGCACCUGGGACCGACGACGACGGAUCUCGACUCGACGAACAAUAGCGGCGGUGGCUGCAACGGCCACAGCAAUGGAAAAUUUCAGCCCGCGAGGAGCAGCAACAACAACAACGCGACCACGAGGAUACGCGAGGAGUUCGAGCCGAUGCCGAUGAACGGCGCCGAUAGCGCGCUCGAUCCCAUUUACAAUAUCACCAUCAAGCUGGCGCCUCAGCUGCCGCCGACGACGACGGCCGAUUAUUUGGAGACGGGAUCGGCAGUGUGAUAUAAUUAUAUCGUUGCCGUAUUUGCGUGGACUCUAUUGUUCGAGUGAAUUUAAGAUUACGACUCGAUGAUUAUUUAUGUACAUGACAUGCCAUCUGACUCCCCUUCUAUACCCCCUUGGACCAGUGUGCGCGCUGCGACGCGCGAUUACAGAAUUAUUAUUGUAUAUUUAUUAUCAAGCGAAUGUAUACGAGAUGCAGCUCUCGAAUCUGCCAAAGUAUAUUCCUUCGAUAGACCAAUUUUUCUAUUAUGAAUCGAUAUAUAGUAUAUUAAAUGAUAUAUAACAUAUGUGAAAAUUGGCUGUUACGUCAUUAUAUUAUAAAUUGUACGUAAGUGUGUAAUGUAUCCUAGUAGAAAUGCUCAAUAACGUUUCAUUUAACAUCAUAAGCUGUACUUGUCCCACACCAUCUCGUGCUUUGACUUAUACGAUUAUUUUGACUUAGCCACUUGCUGAUUUACACGUAUAAAGGCACUCGCCAUCUGGCGGCGAAGAUUUAACGUGUAAUUAAGUAAUGUAAGUUUCAAAAAUAUUUAUUCUACGCAUUUUUGUAUAUUUUAAAUGUGAAUUUUUAGAUUUAAACAUAUAUAUUCGCGUUGAGCAUUUCCACCAGGGUAUUACCAAAUAAAUUAUCUACAAAUACGAAGAGAAAACGAUUAGCUGACAAAAUGUAAUAAUAUUGCGUUGUUAUAUUAUAACACGCCAUCGUAAUAUAGAGGCUCGAGAUUUAUCCAUCGGCACAUACAUAUCGGGUGUGUGUGUGUGUGUUGCAGUACGCGCGCGGAUCGCGUCGUUAAAAAUUUAACGUCAGCAAAGACACAUUCUUCGCGCGAGCUUGAUAUUAUCGAUGCGAAUCUGCGGGGCGCUGUGUAUAAUAUUCAGAGGCACAUCGUGUGAGGGGCCUGUACCACAUAUCGCGCUUGCAACAAGCUUGUUAACUUCGAGAGCCUCCCCCCCGCGACGUGUAAUGAAAUUUUUUUUUUUCCUCGCUGUCGUACCCCCGAUAAAUAUGUAUUUUUGCGUCAAUUUUGUAUCGGUAAUCGAAACGAGCCGAUUUCGCGUUUUUGUACGAUGGAUUAUUUCGGAAAAAAAAAAUGGGAAACCGAGCGAUUUUUUAAUACCCGAUUUUUUUUUUUUUUUACUUGGUGAUGUAGUAGCUUGUUGUUUUCUCAUUACUCCCAUUCCAACGAUUGAUAGUGAGUGCGGUAUAGUUUUUAAUUUAGUUUAUAGACACAGUAUAGUAUUUAGUUCAAAAAUU
Messenger RNA from Trichogramma pretiosum, 4000 nucleotides. Its product is annotated as metabotropic glutamate receptor 1-like. The transcript has 12 exons. Gene Ontology annotation, molecular function: adenylate cyclase inhibiting G protein-coupled glutamate receptor activity; G protein-coupled receptor activity involved in regulation of postsynaptic membrane potential. Gene Ontology annotation, biological process: regulation of synaptic transmission, glutamatergic; G protein-coupled glutamate receptor signaling pathway. The coding region runs from base 1 to 2745 and encodes 914 amino acids. Lineage: Eukaryota; Metazoa; Arthropoda; Insecta; Hymenoptera; Trichogrammatidae. The record is from RefSeq and is a predicted model, not a curated record. Gene Ontology annotation, cellular component: postsynaptic density membrane.